Messenger RNA from Rubroshorea leprosula, 385 nucleotides. The record is from the annotation of a GenBank genome assembly. Lineage: Eukaryota; Viridiplantae; Streptophyta; Magnoliopsida; Malvales; Dipterocarpaceae.
GACUCGGCAGCUUGCCAGUAUGACAGUCCCAGCUGGAGCAUGAGCCACGAACUUCCUGCUUGGUGCACGAGUUGCAAAAUCCUUGCUGCAGCGCGAGUUGCGAAGUCUGCAAGAGCACGAACUGUGAACUGUUGGAGCAUGAGUUGUGAAGUGCUGAAGCACGAGCUGCAAGAUGUGGAGCAGGAGUUGCAUCUUGCUCAAGCACGAGCUCACGAGCUGCCGAGCUCAAAAGCACGAUGCAGAAUUCAAGCACGAGCUGACGAGCUCAAAAGCACGAUUCAGAAUUCAAGCACGAGCUGCCAAGCUCAAAGGCAUGAUGCAGAACUGCAGCACGAGCUGCCGAGCUCGAAAGCAUGAUGAACUCGAGCACGAUCUGUCGAGUACG